UCUGGGGACCCAAGGAGGCGCAAUGAGCGGCGCCUGCUCGAGCUACGUGAGCGCGGAGCAGGAGGUGGUGCGCGGCUUCAGCUGCCCGCUGCCGGGGGGCGAGGCGGCUGCGGUCUUCUGCUGCGGCUUCCGAGACCACAAGUACUGCUGCGACGACCCGCACAGCUUCUUCCCCUACGAGCACAGCUACAUGUGGUGGCUCAGCAUCGGAGCUCUUGUGGGCCUCUCCACGGCAGCCGUGGUCCUCCUGGCCUUCAUCGUCACUGCCUGUGUGCUCUGCUGCCUGUUCAUCAGCUCAAAACCUCACACCAAGCUGGACCCCGGCUUAAGUUUAGAGACAACAGGCUCCAAGGAGAUGUCACCUGACCACCAACAUUUGAACACAGUAAUCACGAUGGAGGAGCCAGGGAUAAGCCGUCCCAGGCAAAGUUACUCCUUGAACCCGCAUCUGGAAAGCAAUGAGAGGCAGACCGUGGGCCCCAGCUGUCUCCUCCAGCACCACUUCAUGGCCACAGUGGCCACUAGCCACAUUCCAGGCAGCCCCGAAGGGGCCUCAGUCCCCACUUCUGACUCAUAUGGGCCAGCGCCAUGAACAUCCAAUAAACG
This is a messenger RNA of Acomys russatus (golden spiny mouse), 606 nucleotides long. RefSeq names its product shisa like 2A (gene Shisal2a). The coding region runs from base 23 to 592 and encodes 189 amino acids. Lineage: Eukaryota; Metazoa; Chordata; Mammalia; Rodentia; Muridae. The record is from RefSeq and is a predicted model, not a curated record. The transcript has 3 exons.